AUGGAAGACAUCGGCGUCAAAGCACCCACCGACCACGUCGAAAGCAAGGUUAACGUCGGCGACUUGAAGAACGACAGAGCCAACAAAAUUCUUAGCGAAGCAGCAGGGCAACGCAUCGUCCUCACGCCAGAAAACAACUCGAGAGUUCUUAAAAAGAUCGAUCUAUACAUCCUCCCCGUGGUGCUUGGGAUCUAUUUCUUGCAGGCCUUGGACAAGGCUACAUUGGCCUAUUCCUCAGUGUUUGGUCUGGUGGAAGACACCAAUCUCGUCGGACAUGAAUACUCCUGGCUCGGGGCCGUCGUCUACCUUGCGCAGCUGGUGGCGCAGCCAUUGAUUGCCUAUGCGCUGGUCAAGUUGCCGCUGGGGAAAUUCCUCGCCGUGAUCGUCCUGCUUUGGGGUGUUUCCCUGUCAGUCAUGCCGGCAGCGCACAACUUCACAGGCUUGCUAGUGUGCCGGUUGUUCCUUGGGCUGUUCGAGGCUGGCGUCGCUCCUGCUUUCAUCGCCCUCACCCAGAUGUGGUGGCGUCGACGAGAGCAGCCCGUCAGGCUCGGAGCCUGGUAUGCGAUGAACGGCAUCACCAACAUUGUUGGCUCCCUGUUGACAUAUGGAAUUGGCCACAUACACUCCAGUUCACUUAGACCCUAUCAGAUCAUCUUCUUAUUCUUUGGCUUGAUCACCGUGGUUUUCUCGGUCGUGGUUUGGUUUUUCCUCCCAGAUUCUCCCAUCACUGCGCAUUUCCUGAAAGGCGAAGACAAGCUGGUUGCCAUCGAGAGACUGAGGGCAAACAACCAGGGUGUCGAUGGUACCGAGUGGAAAUGGGCUCACGUCAAGGAAGCGACCCUCGACAUCAAGACUUGGCUCUGGGCGGCCAUGAUGUUUACCAUUUCUGUACCGAGCGGUGGCAUUUCGACCUUUGGCCCGCUGAUUGUGAAGAAUUUCGGGUUUGACCCGUUUGAAACGAUCCUUCUAAACAUGCCGUUUGGUGCCGUCCAGCUGAUCGCCACGAUGGGUGGUGCGUGGGCCGCUACGGCCCUGAAGCUGAAAUCUCCCGUGUUGGCAUUCCUCAGUCUCCCGCCGAUUGCGGGCUGUGUCAUGCUCUUACAUCUCCCGCGAGAUGCGUCGGCCAAGGCGCCGCUGUUGGUGGCGUAUUAUCUGAUAUCAGUCUAUCCCGGCAUCACGCCGUUGAUCUACUCGUGGUCUGCCGCAAACACCGCUGGAGAGACAAAGAAGAAGGUCACGACCGGCGCACUCUUCAUCGCACAAUGCGCCGGCAACGUGCUCGGUCCAAAUCUAUAUACCACGGGAGAAGCACCCCUCUACCACAGAGGAUUGUUGUCCAAUCUCGCCCUCUUUGUGGUGCUCAUCGGCCUCUACGCCGCCCAGGUCUUCUAUCUGAUUAUCCUCAACAAAAAGCAUGGAAGAACCCGGGAGAACAUGGGCAAGCGCGCGGUCUUGGUCGACAAAUCUAUGAACCGAGUCCAGGCCGCAGCAACGACGACGGAUGGCGCUGCUGAAGACCAGGACGAGGACAUGACGGGCCACCACGCAUUUGACGACAAGACCGACUGGGAGAACGAGGAUUUCAUCUUUGUGUACUAG
Cladophialophora psammophila CBS 110553 is the source of this 1599-nucleotide messenger RNA. RefSeq lists its product as uncharacterized. The record is from RefSeq and is a predicted model, not a curated record. Gene Ontology annotation, cellular component: membrane. Bases 1 to 1599 code for a protein of 532 amino acids. Gene Ontology annotation, biological process: transmembrane transport. The transcript has 8 exons. Lineage: Eukaryota; Fungi; Ascomycota; Eurotiomycetes; Chaetothyriales; Herpotrichiellaceae. Gene Ontology annotation, molecular function: transmembrane transporter activity.